AUGUUCCAUGUCCUCGACGAGGAUUAUUUUGUCAGCUCCGCCGUUGUGGCUCCGAGAAAUGUCCAGGAUGUACAAGCCAUCAUGAGACUUUGCAAUGAUUUCGAAAUCCCGCUGUGGCCGUUUUCCGUUGGCAGGAAUGUUGGCUACGGCGGGGCAGCUCCCAGAGUGCCAGGAAGCGUUGGGCUCGACAUGGGAAAGAACAUGGCUCGCAUUCUUGAGGUCAAUGUUGACGGCGCAUAUGCCCUGGUCGAGCCCGGUGUCACCUUUCAAGAUCUUCACGAAUUCUUAGUCAAGGAGAACCUGCGUGACAGGCUGUGGGUGGAUGUCCCGGAUCUGGGUGGCGGGUCGGUUUUGGGAAACGCGAUAGAGAGGGGAGUUGGUUAUACGCCAUAUGGUGAUCAUUGGAUGAUGCAUUGCGGCCUCGAAGUAGUUCUGCCGGAUGGAACCCUCGUACGCACCGGGAUGGGCGCCCUGCCCAACCCAGCUGCCGAUCCUGGGCUCCCGCCUCACGAACAGCAAAGUAACCCGGCGUGGCAACUGUUCAACUAUGGAUUCGGCCCAUACAACGAUGGGAUAUUUACGCAGUCCUCUCUCGUAGGAGUUGUCGUCAAAAUGGGUAUAUGGCUCAUGACAAACCCCGGCGGAUACCAAUCCUACCUGAUCACGAUCCCUCAUGACGAAAGUCUCCACCAGGCCGUUGAGAUCAUCCGACCAUUGAGGGUUGGUAUGGUGUUGCAGAAUGUGCCUACGAUACGCCAUGUUUUGUUGGAUGCUGCAGUCAUGGGGACCCGCAAGAAAUAUUCCAAUUCAGAAAAGCCGCUCACUGACAAAGAAAUCGACGGUAUCGCUGCCGAGCUCGGUCUCGGCCGCUGGAACUUCUACGGUGCCCUUUACGGACCGCCGCCCGUCCGAGAAGCCAUGUGGAGUGUUAUCAAGUCAUCGUUCUCUCAGAUACCGGGAGCCAAAUUCUACUUUCCCGAAGAUAUGCCCCAGAACAAGGUCCUUCAAAUUCGGGACAAGACUCUUCAGGGCAUUCCUAGCAUGGAUGAACUAAAAUGGGUCGACUGGCUACCGAAUGGAGCACACUUGUUCUUCAGCCCAAUUGCCAAGGUCAGCGGAGACGAUGCGGUUGCCCAAUAUCAGUUGACCCGUCGAAGAAGCGAGGAGUUCGGAUUCGAUUUCAUUGGGACCUUCGUGAUUGGCAUGCGUGAGAUGCAUCAUAUCGUCUGCAUUGUGUUUAAUCGCAAAGACCAUGAUCAACGGCAAAAGGCACAUCGGCUCAUCCACACCCUAAUUGAAGAUGCGGCAAAACGAGGUUGGGGUGAGUAUCGGACGCAUCUGGCGCUGAUGGAUCAAAUCGCUGGCACGUACAACUUCAACAACAAUUCCCUGAUGAAGUUGAACGAGACCAUAAAAAACGCGUUGGAUCCGAAAGGAAUCCUGGCUCCGGGGAAGAAUGGCAUUUGGCCAAAUUCCUACGAUAAAGAGUCCUGGAAAAUAGACAUUCCAUAG
Messenger RNA from Exophiala spinifera, 1512 nucleotides. RefSeq lists its product as uncharacterized. The record is from RefSeq and is a predicted model, not a curated record. NCBI's taxonomy places the organism in Eukaryota, Fungi, Ascomycota, Eurotiomycetes, Chaetothyriales, Herpotrichiellaceae. Gene Ontology annotation, biological process: lactate catabolic process. Gene Ontology annotation, molecular function: D-lactate dehydrogenase (NAD+) activity; D-lactate dehydrogenase (cytochrome) activity; FAD binding. Gene Ontology annotation, cellular component: mitochondrion. The transcript has 4 exons. The coding region runs from base 1 to 1512 and encodes 503 amino acids.